Molecule: messenger RNA, 3008 nt
Organism: Aedes aegypti (yellow fever mosquito)
Lineage: Eukaryota; Metazoa; Arthropoda; Insecta; Diptera; Culicidae
Exons: 7
Coding region: 314-2260 (648 amino acids)
Source: RefSeq, a predicted model, not a curated record
AUAAACAAAAGUCGAAUACGCAAAAAGUAGAACGAAAAUGACUGCAGCUGCACUUUGAUGUGAUUUUUACGUGAAAAUAUUUGAAAAAUUUACUGCACAAAACACGAUUUUUCUUCAAAUGAACGAGUUAUUUCACAAGACAAAGGAACAAACUUCAAAAUUGUGGUGAAAAUUGUGAAUUUGAGUGCAUAUCAAGCGUUUAAAUGAGAGAUGAAAAUGUGAUCUAGAAGACAUUUUUGUCUGAUGGGUAAAAAUAUUGCUAAUCCAAACUAGUGAAGUGAUAAUAACAAGAUCAAAUGGAGGCACUUGAAGUAUGCGCGCUAUGAUGGACAGCAACGAGAAUGAGAAUUAUUGCUACCAAAAGCAGCAGCAGCCAAUUGCGAAAACCGGGAACUUAAGCAAAGGGGCGAUUCCGAAGGCGGCCACCGGCUUAAAAUGCCAGAAUCAGUUCAACAACAAUAACAAUAUCGCCGAGCAGGAGAACCUAAUGCCGCAUCUGCAGGUAGCAGGUGGCACCGAGAACGGCGAUGGGCCCAAUUGUACGAGCAACGGAUCCGAACCUUUGUUCCAGUCAACGAUUACCGGCGUGGUCAAAACGGAUUCCGAAGAAGCUUUCCUAAAUGGAAAACAGGAAAGUGUCCAAGAUUCCGCCUUCAAUCCGGCGGAUGGUGCUGAAGGUGAAGCGGAUGGUGAUUCCGAUAACAAUUCGCUUGGAAAUCUGUCCUACAUCAGCGAUAAUGGUUUGAUUGAGGAGAUCAUUCUGCUGCCCAAUAAUAUCUACUCGGAUGACGAAAAUGGUUCCGCAUCGGAUGAUUGCAUCUACGCUUACCGGGGGGAUGACGAUGAUGCUCCGGCUUUGUUAGAAUAUCGUGAACAACCCGCGGAUGAUGAGACUGAUUUUUUAGAAAUGGAUUUUGAUCCAGAGCCCAGUUCGGAGUUGGAAAACCUUAACGAGCAUCCCGAAUUGGACGGCGAUAGUGUCUUUCAGCCCACAUCCUUGCCGGCGGAAAGGAUUUCUCGACAGGAUAUAGUUCGGUCACCCCUCAAAAGCCCAAACUUUGAAAGAGAUUCUCCAAAUCGAAGACACGGUGAUGCUUUGGAUGAAUUGGAUGGGGUUGCAACUGUUCAGACGGUUCCCAUUGAAAUGAAGAAAACUGGUGCGAUUCCUAAGAAGUUCUCUUAUUCUCAACAAUCUACCAUUGAGGCACGGGACUACGAACUUGCUGGGCCCAGCAAGUCAUCAUUGAAAGGCAACUCCAAGAAUUUAAAACUGGAUCUUAAACAUUGCACGGAAGGAACCGGCGUUUCAAGUGGCUAUCGAUAUCACUAUCCCUACUACGACGAUUCCGAGUAUAUUGCCGACGACGACGACGAUGACGAUUCCAACUGCUGUUUGGAUUGUACCAAGAAGAAGGGACUGCUCAUGCAAACCAAGCAAGACCUGAGCUUACAGAAAGUGUGUCGAUCGUGCCAUGCACGUAAUCAGCAUCUACAUCACGGGGGAGCAUCCGUAGGAGGACCUCACUCUGACUAUUUUGCGGACACUCUGCAGUCAUUGAAUACGAGCACUUCGGAGGCCGAUCUGAUGAGCGCUCGGGCGGAGCAAAUUGUUCUUCAGGCACUGAACAAAGUCAAUGAGUUGAAGGCCACUCCGCCGAGCAUUGGACUCUCGAAGAGCAUGGAGGAACUUUGUGUCGAGCUGGAAGCGGACCACAGGGAUCAGGAAGUUCCGGAUGAUUUCACGCAAGAUCUUUGUGCGGAUAACACUGUGACAAUAUACACCAUGAACUGCGGAGAAUUGACGAUAAUAGAAGCUUUGACGCGAAUCGGUGUUGCACCGAAUUUAGAUGUCUUGCGGCAAUACUUUAACGAGAGGUACUCAAUAGACACGAGUAAGAUGAACAUCCCGCAGUACCUGUUGUAUAUGUCGAAACGCGAUUGCAACUUUAAAAAGCUAAUCGAUGCCAUUAAAUCGUGCUGUGAUGAACCGUUGGAUGUACAAUACUAUCCGCUGGACCCAUUUUCCGACAUACCGGAAGUGGUUCCAAUUAACUCAAUCGAGAUCACGAAACGAUGGAAUGCCAACACAAAUCUGCGGCAAAUCAUCGACUUCAAACACAAACACUUCCACACGUUGAAUGUGCUUGGCAAAAUCGUCAACAUACUUCGGCAGCCAUCGAGAGGCAAGCACACAAACCAGAUCAUCAAUAUUCCUCAAUACUACAAGAGUGGCUCCAUAACGAUAACUAGGAUAACCUGAGCCGGCUAGGCAGAAUCGAUUACUAAAGCUCUCUCUCUAGUACCCUUUUAUCCGAGCACUGCUUUCAAACCUUGCUUUGUUUAUAUAGGAAUGACCAUUGAUUCAAGCAAAGAAACUGAAGUUACAAAGAUUCUCAUUUAGUUCUACAUGUAUCAGGCUUGAAAGAUAUAUUAAACCGAAGCUUGCUGGCACAAACUAAAAGGUCAUGGUAAUAAUUUAUUAAAUUCCGCUUCUGCUUUCUCAAUUGUGAAAACAAAUGAAAAUCUACCUAACUUAUCUUGUAUCUUGCGUAAAACUUUUGUACAUGAGCUUUCGCACUCAAGUACGUUGAUAUAUUGUAAAUAUAGAUUGUCAAAUAUUUAUUAUUACAAAGUAGCGUUUAGUAAACGGCAUAUCCUUGUUAGAAUGUAUACACAAAAUGGGGAAUCUGAAACAAAGAUUCAAAUAGAAUUAGACUGUUUCUAUCAAUGUAUAUCCCAGUUUACGAGAGGUCGGAGAGAAAGGACGGUUCACAAUAAACAAUAGCCUUGUCACAGAGGAGGUUGACGCAGAAUGGAUUUCCUAUUCCAAACGCCACGAGCAACUGGUUAUUUUACUGGUUGUUGAAAUAUUUAUAUAAACUGCAGCAAUUUGUAUCACUAAACAACCCACAACAAACAAAAAACUACCAUGAGUAAGUUACAUCUAUCACGCUGAAUAUCUCACAAUUACUACAUUGCUGAAACAAAAAAUACAAGUUACAAUUUGA